AUGCCUUGCUUGGCGCACGAGUACCACCCCAGGCUCCCGGCCGCUAACCACUGCAAGUCCCUCUCCUGCCUCAUCCGGGAGACCUACGCCCACUGCCAUGUCCCCUGCCUCAGGACCCCCGGCGCCCGGUGGAGCUCCGACGACGACAGCGACGACGACGACGACAUGCUCGACACGAAACAGGUGGCGGCAGAGCAUGCUACAGUCAUGUUCUUGCUCGAUUCACUUGAGGUCAUAAGUAACGGCAGAGUAAGAUGCCUUGCGUUGAUGCUGCAGGUGAUACUCAACGAGAUGAGGAGGCGGCAGCUGAGGAAGGAGUCGCGGUGCGGCGCGGGCUCGCCGACUCUGUCCAGCGCCUUCGUGUGGUCUUUCACCCCGCUCGUUCUGGAGAAGGUGUCCAGCCCUGAGAAGUUCGUCGUGGUGGAAGGGGGGCAGAAGGGAGAGGCGGAGGCGGGCAGCGACGACGGCGACGCCGAGAGCGAGGCCUUCUUCUCGGUGAAGAGCUUCUUCACGCGCAGCACGAGCCGGGCGGCGACCGUGGCGUCGUUGACGGACAUGGGCCCGCCGGCGACGUGGGAGGGCUUCCGGGACUGCGAGGGGUGGCCGUUCGGGCUGUGCCGCCGCCCCGCCGUGCCGCCGCUGCCCAGCACGCCGGCCGACUCCUGGCAAUGGCGAAAGCAGAGCAGCGGCCGCAACCUCGCCGUCGCGACGAGCCCGCGCCCUGCAUACGGUCACAAGAUCACAGCGACUUGA
Molecule: messenger RNA, 753 nt
Organism: Triticum turgidum subsp. durum (durum wheat)
Lineage: Eukaryota; Viridiplantae; Streptophyta; Magnoliopsida; Poales; Poaceae
Source: the annotation of a GenBank genome assembly